CAAUCACGUGAUCCAAUAUGGAUGUCUGUGAAUGUUGCAAAUAUAAAUCUUAGUCUUUUUGAAUAUCGGAGAAAUGCCUGGACCCCUUGAGCGAUGGCUCGAAACGUUUAUGUGUGGACAAUUUGCUGAUAAUUUUGAGAGAUACGGCUAUCGAACACUCCAAACAGUAUGUCAAAUGCAGUUACCACAGUUAUUGUCCAUUGGAAUACCACAGAAAGAGAGUGAAAUCAUUCUUCAAAAUGUGCAGAUUUUGAGACAGUCCACUGCUGCAGUUGCCCAGCAACAAAUUCAACAUGGAAUUAGCAGUAGCUAUAAUAACACAUUGUCACAUGAUCCAACCAGUGCAACGUCUUUCCAGAACAGGGAUGUUUUGCAAGAACAUACGACUUACAUGGGUUCUGAUAGUAGCUGUUUUAACUAUGGCAACCAGAGUUCAGGCUUAAGUGGUCAGUUUUACAAUCAAGGUGUGGCUCAGUCUAUUGAUUCAAUGAUGAGCUCUGCUUACAGGCAACAAUAUCAGGGAUCGUCAUUUCCCCAACAGAUUUCAGAUGGAAAUCAGUUCUCAAAUAUGGGAAUUCCUUCUCCAUCAUCCAGUUCAGCUUCUGGAGCAUCACAUCGUGCUUUUCAAGGACAGGUUCCUGGUUCCCCUUUGAUGGGCCAGACUAACAUGCAUCAUUCACAUCCUCAUUUGAGAAAUUCUGGUCAAAAUCCGCAAGAGGUGGCUAAUAAUAUUUUACAUAUGGCAGCAUCAUCGUAUCCCACAAAUAAUACUGUACAAGUGCCACUAUCGAAAAAUAGAUCUGCACCAUAUCAUAUGCCAUCAAGAUCACCAAAUUACAAUUCCAAAAUUCAAGAUAAUCAACAGCUCAUGUGUUCAGAUUACAACCAAGGACAGUUUGCAUACCCUAGCCCACCUCAUCAGUCACAGCUGCACAUGCAGUCCAGGGAUUCUAGACUGUCACCAAUAAGUCCUGCCUCUGCCAGUAUGAUGUCUAGUCCACACUCCCACCAUAGUGGACGUAAUGUACCAAGCUCCAGUCCAUGUUCGAUGCAUAGUCCAAACAAAGGAGUAGUGAGAUCUCCAGGCCCAAAUCCCCAACUUAUAAAUUCACCACAACGGGGUCAGUACCAAAUGAUGUCGCCAAUGAAUACCUCAAAUCAAAGACUGAUUUCUUCAAUUCCUGCCAAUCAGCAACUCAAAGUCUCUGUUCCGUCUUCCUUGCCACAAACUUUCCAGCAGUGUUACUAUGGGAAUAUGAUGAAUACUUCGCAGUAUCCAAACUUCCAGCAACCAAUGUCUGUACAAUUUUCACCUAGUUCAAUCUCACAACCCUCUACAAGUGGACAGUUAAGUAAUUCCCCUGGUAAUUUUCCAGCACAUUCCCCAGGUGGUCAUAGUGGGCAUUUUAGUAACAUAUCAUCUCCCUACACUCCUGGAUCAGGUAAUUACCUUAGUCCAGGUCAACCUCAUAAUUCUCCAUCUGUGUCUCAACAUAUGACUGAUAGAAGUUUAGCAAGUUCACCAAACUUAAAACAAUGUAAUAGCCCUCUGCAAUCUCUUCAGAAACUGUGUAUGCUACCAGAGGUUCAAGUUGUUGAUCCUAAAACUGUAGUUAAAGAAGCUUGUGUUCAUUCUCAAGGAGAAUCAUUAGAAGAAAAACUUUUAGAAAACAAUUCACCAUUGCCUGUGUCUUCAAGUGCACCAUUGGAUACCAAUUUCUCAUCAACCUUUAACGAAUUAGCUCCUUGUAAUUUUGAGUCUGAAUUGACACAAAGUAAUUCAGAUAGAGCAGCUGUGAGCCCUAAUGUGAAAUUUCAGCCAAAAGAAGUUAUGUUACUAAAAGAAGCAAAAAAUGAUUUAAGUUCACCUCAAAGUCAAGAUACUGUUCAAUAUUUUAAUGUUAGAUCGGAGAUUGAUGAUACAAAACAGUAUACUUUGGAAUCCGUUGAAAGUAUAGAAGACAAAUCAAAGGAAAAUAAAAAUUUAGAUGAUUCUCCAAAGUCGGAUAAAACAAAUUCAGAAAAUAUUGAUAGUGAGAAGAACUUAUUAAAGGGUGACACAGACAAUAAGGUUGUUCAUGGUUCUUCAGAGGAUCAAACUUGUGCUGAAAACUUUGUUGGUGGAUCUACAAAUGAUCAUGUAGAAUCUAACUUGGAAAAUAAGACUUCAGAUAAUUUGAAAACAGAUUCUGUAAACAAUGAAGGAAGUUUUGAAGGUAAACAAGAUUCUAGUCAGAGUAAGCAAACUUGUGAUACUGGCUCUGAAAAAGGUGCUGACACCACUGAAAAUGUGCAAUUUAAUUCAGCAGACAUUGAUCAAGGAGCUAAAGUGCAAUCAAAAGAUGUUGAAAUGGCAUUUGAUUCUGAAAGUUCUUUGAGUGGAAAUGAUACUCAGCUGCUUGUGUGUAAAGAUGUGAAGAAAACCUACAGUAAGCAAGAGAUAUUAAAGAGUUUUGAGAUAAGCCCAAGAUUAAGAGGUGAUAGUACUGGUUCAUUAAGCGAUGAACGUGCAAACAGUGAUUAUGAAUAUGAAGACCAUAUAGGGUGUGAUGACAUAGAAACCGGUUUUAGUGAUAUUGAUAGUAAGUCAAAUGAGAUGGUUGAAGAGUCGGUUGAUGAUGCAAAGGAUUUGGAAAAUGAUAUUACAAAUGGAAGUGUUUUAAUAGAUAGGGUUGUGAUUACUGGUCCCUCUUGGAAAAAAAAUAGCAUUAAAAAUAGUGUUUGUUCACGUCAAAAGCGUAGAAAAAAUGGGCACAUGAAAAGAGAGCGUUUCAUACAGUCUUUAUCAGACUCUGAUGAUGUGCCAAGUCCACUGGGUGGUGAUGUUGUUGAUGGUUUAGAGGAUCCAAUAAGUGUAGAUAAUGGUGAUGGAACAGUCACGGUGAGAAGAUCAUCUCAUAUAAGACAAAGAAAAACUCCUGUUAAGUACAAAGAUACCUCAUUUUUUCAGGGAGAUUUUGUUUUGAUUGAUGGACAAGAUGAACCUAAAAGAAAAAUUGUUAAGAAAAGCAUCAGUAUGAACCAUAAUGCAAAGCAAAAUGGUGUUGUAAAAAAAUCUGAUAAAAACUAUAAUAGUAUCAACUCAAAUGAUUCGCCUAAACUGAAAAUCAAUGUGAAACAAAAAGACAAAAGUUAUGAAGAUGAAAAUGUUGUAAAGAAUUUGGAAAGUACCAUGAAACUUUUAGCAAAGCAGGAAGAAAAAAUGAGUAAAAGUGAACAGGAAAAAAAUUCAUGUUCAGUGAAUAAUAUUAAAGUUCUUACAAGAGGGGAAGAUGGUACAUUUAAGGAAUUAAAAACAGUAACUAUUGUAAAGGCUCUUCCAAAAGAUGACUUGGUGAGAAAUAGUGGAUCUAAAUCUGGUUUGAUUACUCAACUGCCAAAGUCAGAUUCAAAACACACACCUAUUCAGACAGCUACAGUUAUGACCAGGAAGUCUUCUAAGCGAGAAUGUAAUAUAGAAAAGAGUGAAAGUACCAAUGUAAAGAAAAAAGUUUCUAGAAAGCAUAUCAAUGGUGUUAGAGCAGAUACUAUAAAUGGUGAAACAAAUGAAAGAAUUUCUUCAGGUAGCCUUUCAGUGAACCAAAAUAAUGAAAAAAUAAACAGAACUAAGAAAUCAAAAGCAUUGUCUAGGAAUAAAGAUAAGUCAGAUGAAGACAUUGAAGUUAUUGAAAUUGAUUCUGACGAUAGUGAAGGUGCUGGAAAUAACAAUGGUGCUGAUAUAAAGGUAACUAAAUUACGAAAUGAAGAAAAAACAGUUCCAAAGACUAAUAGUAUCACUGUGGGAUGUUCAAAUGCAGUGACUGAAGAUGUGAAAGAAGGCAGAGGAUUUAUGUUUUCUCUUGUUGAAGAUGAAGUAGUUGACAAACACUUAAUUGAAGGUAUUCAAACUGAUCUCAAAGAAAAAUCUGAAGAAAGUGAGAAUUGCAUUGAACCAGAGACUUCAGUAAAAAGGUUAAGUAAAAAGUCAUCUUCUGGGUCAAAUAACAGAGGUAAUAACUCAAGUUGUAGGACCAAAUCAAGUGGUAAAGUUGUUAAAAGAAAAUAUUUGUCUGAUGAUGAUCCUGAUUUUGAAGUGGGGUCCAGUAAACGACAAUGUAAGUCAAAUAGAAUUGAUAAAAAUACUGAUAAUUCUGCUUCUAAAAAAAGUAAAAAGAAAUCGGACAAAUGGGCAAAUUUCAAAGGACCAAAAAUCAUAUUUGAAGGAAUGAAACAAACUCCUAAACAUUGUGUUGUGAUAAAUGACCCAUAUGAAGAAACUGCCUCUAAAAAAACAAAAACUGUGACUCAGAAUAUGACCAGAAUUGAGAUCUCACAACUUCCAUCGGACAAAUCAGUUCUUAUUCCAAACAAUGAAACUACUGAAAUUGAAGCAUGGUCUUGUGCUCUUUGUGGUAAACACAGUAGCUUCAAAUUUCUGGGUGAUCUCUUUGGACCAUAUACUGUUGAGACAAUGUCUGACGACAUGCUAGAAUUGAGUCCGAAAGUUCGACUUGGUACUAAAAAGAAAAAGGCUGAGGACAGUGGCAAUAAGAAUGGUAAGUCAAGGAGGCGUUCUAGUAGUGUGACUCAGGAAGUUGGUGACUGGAAGGAAGUGUGGGUCCAUGAAAGCUGUUCAGUGUACUC
This is a messenger RNA of Ruditapes philippinarum (Manila clam), 4623 nucleotides long. RefSeq lists its product as uncharacterized. NCBI's taxonomy places the organism in Eukaryota, Metazoa, Mollusca, Bivalvia, Venerida, Veneridae. Gene Ontology annotation, cellular component: nucleus. Gene Ontology annotation, biological process: regulation of transcription by RNA polymerase II. The record is from RefSeq and is a predicted model, not a curated record.